UCAUGGCUGCCAAAACGAUGCUAUUUAGCCUCUUAACAAAUAAUACUGUUCAUUACGCUAGUCACAUAAGAAAAAGAUAUAUUCAACGGAAAACUAGCGCCUUUGAAUGAACUUUAAUCCACCCAUGCUCACAAACGCUACUGCAAAAGAAAGGCUAUAAAAUCAACCUCCCGAGCCCUCAGUAAACACAAAGUUUUAUAAAACGUCGGGCUGUACAGACCUACAGCAAAUCGUCCAGAACAAAUAAUUGGCGUAGUGAGCUUUUUGAAAUGUUAUCAGUUUCUAUGAUAAAAAGUAUAAUUUUUAUUUUGUUGAAUUUGCGCGUUCAUGGUGGCGGCCGAGUUUAACGCAACGGGAAAUUAUCUCCCAGAUCGGAUCGCAUACUUAAAGAAAACACACCAACGGCACAGCUGGCCUCUCGAGACCCUUGCCAAAAGGGAAGCAAGACCACAUUCUGCUCCCUACAUUGUGUCCAUUCAAAUGGUAACAGAUGAAGGCGAAUCUCUGCAUUACUGUGCCGGAUCGAUCAUCAAUGAAAACUGGAUAUUAACAGCAGCUCAUUGCUUAGAUUCGAAGGAAGUUGUUGAAAAUUCCGUGUUGGUAGCUGGUUGUCAUGACAUUCAUGCCACGAAGGACGAGCAUAAUGUACAACGGCGCAAUAUCGACUUGUUCAUAAAGCAUGAACUGUUUCUGGGUGGUGUUAAUCCUUACGACAUCGCUCUCAUUUACACUAAAACUCCUUUUGAAUUUACUGAGUGCGUGCAACCAGUAGAAUUGCCACAACAAGAUGAUUUGGCGCAUGGAGCAGCUACACUCUACGGCUGGGGAAACAUCUCAACAACUGCAGUUCCUUUAUUUCCAAGUGAAUUGCAGGCUACUGAUAUGCCCAUUCUUGACAUGGAACUCUGUGAAGGAGUUCUUGGUGAAGUCGGAAUGUGUUUGCAUGAAACUAAUUUGUGCACCGGUCCACUUGAUGGAGGUAAUAGCAUAUGCACUGCGGAUUCUGGAGGACCUUUAGUUCAAAGAAGUGUAUAUUUUGGUAAGUCUAGGUUAGUUGGAAUUGUAUCAUGGGGCAAAAUGCCUUGUGGUCAAGUGAAUGCGCCAUCAGUGUUCGUAAAAGUCUCAUCGUUCAUCGAUUGGAUCAGUAAUACAAUAAAGAAUGCUGAACUAAGUUGCAACUCAUAAAUUUCUCGAAAAAUCAAACUAUAGUCAUAUGAUCUCAAAUUUAUUUUUAAAUAGAAAUAAGUGAAUGUUAAACAAUAUAUGUAUGUAUUAAAUUUACAAACACAAAUAAAAUUCAGUUUAUGUGAAUAGAAACCAAAAA
Episyrphus balteatus (marmalade hoverfly) is the source of this 1324-nucleotide messenger RNA. RefSeq names its product lectizyme. The transcript has a single exon. Gene Ontology annotation, molecular function: serine-type endopeptidase activity. Lineage: Eukaryota; Metazoa; Arthropoda; Insecta; Diptera; Syrphidae. The record is from RefSeq and is a predicted model, not a curated record. Bases 328 to 1185 code for a protein of 285 amino acids. Gene Ontology annotation, biological process: proteolysis.